Schizophyllum commune H4-8 is the source of this 3360-nucleotide messenger RNA. RefSeq lists its product as uncharacterized. The transcript has 4 exons. Bases 294 to 2921 code for a protein of 875 amino acids. Lineage: Eukaryota; Fungi; Basidiomycota; Agaricomycetes; Agaricales; Schizophyllaceae. The record is from RefSeq and is a predicted model, not a curated record.
CUUGCCUUUGCCCAUCAUGCCAUCCGGAACGCAGAAAUCGCGUCGCUCGUUGCAUUUUCCUGGUCUUCAUGGGAUACAGCGUCGACAGCGGCUCGACGAUGCGCCAUCGCGAAGGCUGGCGAAGCCGCGUCUCCGUGGCUGAGGAUACGAUGGAGGUGGCCUACCAGGCCCACCACGGGCACGAGGCGAUGGUCUGAGCACCGGCACUGCUUGCCUGCCUGCCGGUGCAUGACCGCAUUCAAUAUAGCAAACUCUGGUAUUUGGUUCGGUUCGCCACUCUGACUACCACCACCAUGGUUUCUGUACCUGCAAACACUAUUCGUUCGUCCGCCGCGGCUGCGCCGCCGCAGGACGCUACAAAGCACGAAAGCCACUUAGAAGGUGCGCCGCGCCACUCGCUUGACGCGACGCGCGACGCGACCGACGCGAUCUGCCACUCGGCGGACGCGCCGCGGCUCCCAAGCCACCCGCCUCGCAAGAUCGACGACGCGCCUCGCCCCUCGAUCGACGCGACGCGCGAAGCCACCGUCCAUGUCCCCUAUCCGCCGCGUCCCCGGGGCCCGAGGCCUGUCGCCAUCCGCCACCCAAGCCACUCCCCCGCCUCACCGCGCCCCGCGGCCACCAAGCCACCCACGAUCACCAAGCCACUCACGGCCACCAAGCCACCCGCCACCUCCGCACGCCACCCACUCUCAUCCACCUCUCAACCCGCCGACCCCGACCCCGUCAUCACCGCCUUCCUCAGGCGCGCCCACUUCGACGACGUCUACUACGACGCCCAGUGGCACACGAACACGCCCCGCGCCGCCGCGCGGCCCCUCUUGCGCGUGCCGUCGCCGCUCGGGUUUCAGGGCACGAACGCAGAGCUCGAGUACUCGAUCGCGGUGCUCGAGAAGAAAGACCUACUGCGGCGGCGGCCCAACUUCCGGAGCAAGACCCAGAAGACUCAGGCGUUGGUUGGCAUACGGGGCCAGACGUGGUUCGAGGUAGAGAAGGGGGAUGAGGAGGCGGUGAAGAGGUGCAAGUUGAAGGGAGGAGUCGAGCCGGAACCAAAGGCCAACCCCGGGAAGCUGCCGUCCAAGUACCAGCCGGAGCUAGCGAAGCAAAGCGCCGACCGUGCGAGGCAAAGCCCUCCCCCCGCGAAGCCGAGCACCGACCAUACCAAGCAUGCCUCCGACCUCUCAAAGCAAAGCCCCGCAAAGCCGAGCGGCACGCCCAAGGUCCUCGCAAAGCCGGGCCCUUUGCCGAAGACCCACACGCCGAAGCAAAGCCCGGUGGAGGACAUCGGCGAGUACGAGGCGCUGCUGAAGGGGCGAGAUAUGACCGCCGCGGCGGGGAUGGGAGGAAGGGCCGAGGACGGCGCUGUUCAGGAGCAUGCAUCGGCUGCAGCUCAGGAGCAUGCACCGGCCGCAGCUCAGGAGCAUGCACCGGCUGCAGCUCACGACAAGGUCACUCCGGCUGGUCGCGAGAAUGUCGCGGUCGCCCAAGCGCCUGGCAGCGUCGCCGAAGAACGCGCCUCGACUGAGCUCUCCGCACCCGUGCGCGCCUUCGGGAGGGACAGGGCCAAUGUGCCCGCGGUUGCUGGGCUCGACCUGCCCGCGGCUGGCACGGCGAACGACUCCGACGGUCAGCCGUCCAGCGCUGCCUCCGGCUCGCAGUCGUCGAGCAGUGGUACCGGAUCGCAGUCGCCCGCCCACCCUCCCCAGUCGGUCGAAGACGCGUUUAUGCAGGAGAUGCGGGCUUGGAAGACCCAGCGCAUGAGAUACGUACUUGAGGAUAGGCGCCGUCAGUUGAUGUUGUCAAAGAGGCCGAACUUGGUGCAACCCUUUGAGCUCGGGCGGUACACUCACCCACAGCACAUCAUCAUCGAGCCGCCCCUGCAGUCUACGGCGCCGCGGAAGAGGGAGGUGGGGCCGAGUCUGCGCAUGGUGAUUCUGUCGCUGUUGGUGAAGGAGAAACCGGUGGUCACCGACGACGAGGACGAUCACAUGGAUGCGCACGAUGAGGAGGACGGAGACGAUUUCGACGAGGGAGUCGACACGGAGGAGGAAGACGACAUGCAGUGGGCGAAUGAGAUGACUGACGAGGAAGCGGCGCAGGUGGACUGGGACGCUGUACUGGCGCAGAAGGAGCGGGAGGCGUGGGCGAAGAAGAGGAAGGCCUUCCUGGACGCCUACGACCCCAAGCCGCCCGCCAAAGUCGAUUUGGCGGAGCGCGUGCGGCUAUUGAAGCUGCUGGGCAACCCCCUGACAGAAUUGGCCGUUAACCGGCAUAAUUAUGCGAUGAACAAGCGGUGUGCGAUGUACAUCGACGACGCGAAGAGGGCGUACUACGCCAGAGGCACCCCUCGCAAGGCCACCGUGUACUCCUUCCUCGUGCACCGCAGCCCGUUCUACGUGUACCCGCCCACCCUCCGAUGGCCCGCCGAGCAUAUUUUCGCCUGGUUCGCCGCGCGCCCCACGCACGACGACGUGGACAUCAUCAGGGCCUUCGCGGCGUACGUCGUCGGCAGGGGCAAGCGCGUCCAAGCCGAGGUCUGGCUCGACGUCUUCCGGCACGUCCGCAAGUGCUACGGCGGCGGCGGCCCGAAGGACGGCUUUGCCGGGCCGGACUUCCUCGACGAGUUCCGCUGGGAGCUGGAGGGCGAGGACGGGCCGGAUGGAGAGACCUUUGAGGACCUGCUCGUGGCGGCGUUCGAGGGACGCGGGGCCGGGUACGGGCUGAUGUGUGGGGAUAUCGAGAAGUAUACGUUUGCGAAUGAGCAGAAGGACACUGUCGUGGGGGAGGACGAUCUGGACGACGAUGACGACAACGACAAUGACGACGACGACGACGACUGGGACGAAGACGGGGACGUCAAGAUGUACCCGUUCGACGCCAGGAUCAAGACUCCGGGUGCGCGGCGCGAAGUGGUCCAUUAGGAUCUCGGGGAAGGUGCUUUUGUAGACGUUUCUCCAGGAUUUCUGUAUAGGUUUGUUUUCCCAGGAUCACUGUAUCAUCAUCAUCGCUUUCGAAGCUACUGAUACGUAGCACUACCCAAUUAUCUACACGCCAUCUAGUACCUACUUACUCACCUGGACUCUUGUCCAGUAAUAUUGUAUCCACCCUCAAGUUCUGUAUUCGUAUGAGCGGCCAUGCUAUCUGCGUUUGACCGCUUCACUUGCGAGACCGACUCUGAUAAAGCUCUCUGACAAACUGAAGACCAUCCUCCAUUGUUCUGCAGUCCAGCAUGAAGAAAAUUCCAAAAAUUGCGCGUCCGAUACCACUCGCUUGGGGUGGCAUCGUCGCUCCCAUAGGGAGUCGGCCCUAUGGCGGAGCAGACGCGUCCAGGAUGAGACCACCACUCAGUUGUUCCAACAG